CCCAUUUCGCUUUCCGUCAUAUUGUUUUCUCUCUCCAUUUCUCUGUAUCGUUUUCUCUCUCCGUCCUACAUCUAGGGUUUUCUCUGUCUCCUCAUGCCCCUUGAGAGGUUCACCAGGAGGAAGAUGGUUCGGUUAAGUUGCACAAAUCUGCGGGGUUACGAGACCGAGGAGUGAAGAAGGAUCAAGAUCAUCGAGAUCGAGACAGGGACUGAGACCGAUCGAGUCGGAGCAAGAGGAAACCAGCUGAUGAAAUGAUAGGCUGUUCCAAGAAAGCUCGAGCGCGAUGGCGUUGGAUGCGCUCUACCUGUUGAAGCUCCUCCUCAGGUCUGGCCCUCCCGUCGCUACCAUCCCUCAGAUAUUGGCCAACAAUAGUUUCUUCCUGAACUGCAAUAACCUAACCAUUGUAGCUGGUUCUUAUGAAGAUUUCUUUAACUGGAACAAAGUCAAGAUACGCUAUUGUGAUGGUGCAUCUUUUGCUGGGCACCCUGAAAGUGAGUUUAAGAAUGGAACAGAACUAUUCUUCAGGGGUCAGCUUAUUUGGGAAACACUUAUGGAUGAGCUCUUGUCAAUUGGAUUGUCUAAUGCUAGACAGGUGAAAAAGCGAACUGAGACAAGAAGACCUCCUAAGGAAGUGCAAAGUGAUGGCUUCAUCGAAGCGAGCUGGACACUAAGGAAAUUGUAAAAAAUAAAUAAAUAACAUAGACAAAAACUCAAUAAUUCC
Molecule: messenger RNA, 721 nt
Organism: Camellia sinensis
Lineage: Eukaryota; Viridiplantae; Streptophyta; Magnoliopsida; Ericales; Theaceae
Source: RefSeq, a predicted model, not a curated record